This is a messenger RNA of Cygnus olor (mute swan), 1073 nucleotides long. It is a transcript of the gene TMEM50A, whose product is annotated as transmembrane protein 50A. The record is from RefSeq and is a predicted model, not a curated record. Bases 163 to 684 code for a protein of 173 amino acids. Gene Ontology annotation, biological process: late endosome to vacuole transport via multivesicular body sorting pathway; protein targeting to vacuole. NCBI's taxonomy places the organism in Eukaryota, Metazoa, Chordata, Aves, Anseriformes, Anatidae. The transcript has 7 exons.
CCUGGGGCGGCGCCGUUCGCCGCUGCCUCCUUCGCCUCCCGCGGCGCCGCCGGAGGGUUCCGGCCUCGGCCUCGGGAGCGCGGCCAGGCCCCCCGAGGCCCGGUGGCCGCGCUGUCGGUCGGCGCUCGCCUCGGCCCCUGGCGUUCCUCAGAGCACUGCAAAAUGUCAGGUCUGCUCGAGAGCGUGAGGUGCUCGGAGUGCGUUGACUGGGGAGAAAAGCGGAACACGAUCGCUUCGGUGGCUGCGGGAGUGCUGGUACGUGCUGCGCUGCCUCUCCUGUGUCGUUCUGCCAGCGAGCUGAAAUUCUUUACUGGUUGGUGGAUAAUCAUAGAUGCAGCUGUGAAGUACCCUAAAAUGGAAGACUUCAACCAUUCUUACCAUGCUUGUGGGGUUAUAGCCACAAUCGCUUUCCUAAUGAUCAAUGCAGUGUCUAACGGACAAGUUCGGGGUGACAGUUACAGUGAAGGUUGUCUAGGACAAACAGGUGCUCGGAUUUGGCUGUUCAUUGGUUUUAUGAUGGCUUUUGGAUCUCUGAUUGCCUCUAUGUGGAUCCUUUUCGGAGGCUAUGUUGUUAAAGAAAAAACAGUAGUAUACCCAGGAAUAGCUGUGUUUUUCCAGAAUGCAUUCAUCUUUUUCGGAGGACUGGUCUUCAAAUUUGGUCGCACGGAAGAUUUGUGGCAAUGAACACGCCUAUGGAAGUGCGUUGGCCAUGUCUUUUUUUUUAACUGCAUAACUCCAAAAAUUUUGUAAAACCAUUUUGUAUACGGUGACCUUCAAUUGUGUCUAAAGAUAAAACGAGUAAAAAUUAAAUCAUAGCACUAAAAAUCCUGUUUUCUUCCUCUGAUUUAAAUGUAAUGUUUUUGACAAACAUAAAAUUGCUACAAGUAACAAUGGAAGUCACUUUUAUAUGUUUGCUAUAAGUAAAUAGAAUAGUGGAAAACUGAUGUAUUUAACCAGCUAUUUCUAUAAUAUCUUACAAUCCAAGACCUACUAAAAUGCUUUAAAACAAUUUUUUAACAUUUAUUAAAUAUUUCCGAUGUCCAGACAACAUAAACAGUUCCUCAAUUUCAAAA